AUGGACUCAUCAUUUGUCGCGAUUGAGCAUGAAAUGCCGGGGAAGGCCGGCGGCCGGGGUGAUGCCCGGAGCCCGGAGGAGGCGGCGAAUCCAUUGACGUACCCCAAGGCAGCCGAGCCAUUCAGUCAGGACCUCUUCAAGAACCCAACGUCAGAAUAUAGAGGGUGCCCUUUGUGGUCAUGGAAUACGAAGCUGGAAAAGAAGAAGCUCCUCCGCCAGAUUGACCAUCUCAGUGAGAUGGGCAUGGGGGGUUUUCACAUGCACGUCCGGACCGGACUGGAUACCGAGUAUAUGGGUCCGGAGUUCAUGGAUCGUGUGCGGGACUGCGUGGAGUAUGCGGAGAGUAAGGGCAUGCUCGCCUGCUUAUAUGACGAUGAUCGGUGGCCCUCCGGCGUUGCUGGAGGCAAGGUAGUAAAGCAGUACCCAGAGCAUAAGACGAAGCACAUUCUGUUCACGCCGUAUCCAUAUGGCUCAGUUGAGCUCGGCGGUGGAUGCGCCCCAAGUUCAGCACAGGCCUGCCGGAGUGAAGAGGGAUACCUCUUGGCACGAUUCUCAAUCACACUCGAUGAGAAUGGGCGCCUGAAAUCGAACAAGAAACUCGAAGAAGGUGAGGAUGCUGAACCAGGCGGUAGAGUCUGGUACGCAUAUGUCGAGAUCAAUCCCCCAUCAUCUUGGUUUAACGGACAGACCUACAUCGAUACGAUGAGCACUGAGGCCAUGAACCGCUUCUUAGAGAGCACCCACGAGGUUUACAAGGAUAAGAUUGGCGACAAAUUUGGCACGACAGUGCCCUGCAUCUUCACCGAUGAACCUCAAGUAGCUAUCAAGACACAACUUUCCAGCCCGACUGGAGUGGAAGAUGUCUUUCUUCCAUGGACAGCAGAUCUACCCGACACAUUCAAAGCGACGUAUGGUGAGGGUGCAGAUCUCGUGGCCAACAUUCCGGAAUUGCUGUGGGAUCUCCCGGGGGACACCCCAAGUUUAUCCCGCUACCGAUUCCACGACCAUGUCAGCGAAAGAUUUGUUACCUCAUUCCUCGAUCUGCUGGCAAACUGGUGCAGAAAGAACAAGAUCAUUCUGAAUGGCCAUAUGAUGGAGGAGCCCACCCUGCGUUCUCAAACAACUGCCCACGGCGAAGCAAUGCGCUGCUACCGAAACCAGACGCUUCCCGGUAUGGACCUUCUGAACGACUGGGUCGAGUAUAAUACCGCGAAACAGUGCACGAGCGUCGCCCGCCAGAACGGUGUUCGCGGCGCCAUGAGCGAGAUCUAUGGGUGCACCCACUGGUACUUCACCUUUGAAGGGCACAAGGGCUGCGGAGACUGGCACGCGGCUCUCGGCAUCACGUUCCGCGUGCAGCACCUCAGUUGGGUCAGCAUGGCGGGCGAGGGCAAGCGCGAUUAUCCAGCCAGUAUCGGGUACCAGAGUCCAUGGUAUAAGGAGUACGGCUACGUCGAGGACCAUUUCGCCCGUGUUGGUGUUGCCUUGACGCGCGGCAAGGCCGUCACGCGAGUUGGUGUGAUCCACCCCAUCGAGAGCUUUUGGUUGUGCUUCGGUCCCAAUAAUAGCGGUGACGAUGAGAUCGGUCGCCGUGAUCAGGCUUUCGCCGAGCUCACAAACUGGCUGCUGCAUGGGUUGGUUGACUUUGACUUCAUCUCCGAGAGCCUUCUCCCGAAUCAAAUCGGUGAAGAUAUCUCGAAGCCUCUCAAAGUUGGUCAGUGUGAGUACGAUGUCCUCAUACUGCCGAACCUACGAACUAUUCGGUCAUCGACCUUCGAAGUUGUGAAGAAAUUCGCUGCAGCUGGGGGUACCGUCAUAAUCGCUGGUGACGGCCCGGUUCUUAUUGAUGCUCAGGCUGCACCGCCGAAUCUUAGCCUGGACAUCGAGCCGUCGGUCAAAGUGGCUUGGGGUCAAGGGGAUAUUCUCUCUGCGGUAUCUCAGAACCGUGACUUGAAGAUCGACUUGAAGGAUGGGGGACCCUCCGAUACCCUUCUCUAUCAGAUGCGCCAGGAUGAGGAUGAAAGAUUUGUCUUCAUCUGCAACACCGAUAGGAAUAACCCAUACGACACGCUGGUCAACAUUAAGGGCGACUGGGAUGUGGAGGUUUUGGAUACCUUCACCGGCUCAACUCGUCAUCACAAAGCUCGUUAUGAAGGUGGUUGGACCAUCUUCGAUCACAGAUUUGAAGGCUGCGCAAGCCUACUUUUGAGACUCUACCCCGUGCCAGGGGAGGAACUGUCUUUCGUCAGUAUCGAAGAAGCAGUAGCACUAACCCCAGCCCAACACGCGCCUGCUGAAAUCAAGCUCGAAGAAGUCGUGCUUUCGGAGCCAAACGUUCUGAUGCUUGAUUACGCGCUGUACAGAAUCGACGAUGACCCAUGGGAGGACUCUGAACGACAAGAAAUCCUCAAGAUCGACAAUGAGAUUCGAGGACGUCUGCGCAUCCCAGCUAAGGGUUCCGCCUGGAAGCAGCCCUGGUCCGUCCCGCAGUCGGAGCGAGCAGCAAAGGUCUAUGUUGACCUCAGGUUCGAAUUUGAUUCCACCGUCAUUAUUAAGACUCUAGCCUACCUCGCGAUGGAAAAUCCCGAAAACGCAAGAAUCACCAUUAAUGGCAACAAACUCCUAGUCGAGGAGAAAAGGCUUUCUUGGUGGGUCGAUGAGGAUAUCAAAACCAUUUCGAUCCCGAAGAGAACGAUUCGCAAGGGGAAGAACAUCAUCGAGCUCAGUAUGCCCUUUGGUGUUUUGACAAACCUGGAGAGGAUUUACUUACUUGGGAGCUUCAGCGUCGAGCUGAAGAACAAUCUGCCUAUACUAUGUGAACGAAGACAGAGCUUGGGUUGGGGCGAUGUGGUUACACAAGGUCACCCAUUUUACGCUGGUAACGUGACUUACAACUGCAGCUUCUCACUGAAGUCUCGCUCGACUGUCACCCUCUCGAUUCCAAAGUUUGCGACGCCCGUCAUCAAGGUUCAAUGGAAGGGGAACAACGGGCACAUUGCCCUACAGCCAAGGAAGCUAGACCUUGGGCAGCUAGAAGCCGGCAAACACGAAAUCUCGAUCACAGCCUUCGGUUACCGGUACAAUUCAUUUGGUCAUAUACAUCUCACAGAAGGUGUCUUUGGAUGCUGGCCUGAUAUGUGGCGAACUGGCGGAUGGGCUUGGAGCGAGGAGUAUCUGUUGAAGCCUACCGGAGUCCUGGAAAAGCCUUCCUUGAUUGUGGAAUCUAAGGCCGGCGAGGGGAGUGAAGAGUGGAUUGUCUUGGCCGAAUAA
Molecule: messenger RNA, 3270 nt
Organism: Colletotrichum abscissum
Lineage: Eukaryota; Fungi; Ascomycota; Sordariomycetes; Glomerellales; Glomerellaceae
Product: glycoside hydrolase family 2
Exons: 4
Coding region: 1-3270 (1089 amino acids)
Source: RefSeq, a predicted model, not a curated record